Messenger RNA from Dinoponera quadriceps, 483 nucleotides. Its product is annotated as protein takeout-like. Bases 50 to 460 code for a protein of 136 amino acids. The transcript has 3 exons. The record is from RefSeq and is a predicted model, not a curated record. NCBI's taxonomy places the organism in Eukaryota, Metazoa, Arthropoda, Insecta, Hymenoptera, Formicidae.
AAUCGAUAUUUUUUUCCACAGUUUCGACGUAAAUACAUUCGCAAUCUUUAUGGAAGUCUUUAACCCUCAAAUGAACAUAACUUGUGACUACGAAAUUAAUGGAAGAGUUUUACUGUUGCCACUUCAAGGAAAGGGCAAAAGCGAAAUGACGCUUUAUAACUCAACGAUGACAGCUGAUGCAGAAUUCGAAAGGUAUGAGAGACAUGGAGAAAGUUAUCUAAAGCUCAAGAAACUUGAUUUUCACAUCAAAGACACAGAUCUGAAAGUAUAUUUCGAAAAUCUCUUUGGCAAGGAUUCAAAUUUAGGUAAAGAGAUGAACAGAUUAUUAAACGAAAACUCCAAAAUAAUCUUCAAAGAAAUUAAACCGGCUUAUGAAGAGAUUUGUAAACAGUUUAUCACUGAACUCGCGGAUAAAAUUUUUUACAACUUUCCAUUAAAGAAACUCCUUCCACCCGUGUAGGCAAUGACCAACUUUGUCGUCAC